This is a messenger RNA of Beta vulgaris subsp. vulgaris (sugar beet), 2569 nucleotides long. Its product is annotated as probable pre-mRNA-splicing factor ATP-dependent RNA helicase DEAH9. Gene Ontology annotation, molecular function: ATP binding; RNA binding. NCBI's taxonomy places the organism in Eukaryota, Viridiplantae, Streptophyta, Magnoliopsida, Caryophyllales, Amaranthaceae. The coding region runs from base 20 to 2128 and encodes 702 amino acids. The record is from RefSeq and is a predicted model, not a curated record. Gene Ontology annotation, cellular component: intracellular anatomical structure. The transcript is spliced from 22 exons.
UGAAACUCUGUAACGCGACAUGGCGAAGUUCUGGAAACCUGGAACUGAAAAACCUCGACUUGUAGAAGACGAAGAUGGCGGAGUUCUAUUCUUCUACUCCACCAAUUCUUCUUCCUCAUCUUCUGGUUUCGGAUACGCCAAUAACAUCAACAAUCAGCGUCAAAGACUACCUGUAUAUAAGCGCAGAGACGCUAUUCUCUUUCUCGUCGAAACUCACGCCACUACCAUUGUUGUCGGCGAAACUGGCAGUGGAAAAACUACUCAAAUUCCUCAGUAUUUGAAUGAAGCAGGAUGGUCUGAUGGUGGUCGUGUUAUUGCUUGCACUCAACCUCGACGCCUUGCUGUUCAGUCAGUUGCUUCAAGGAUUGCGGAAGAAAUGGGUGUUAAACUUGGUGAGGAGGUUGGUUAUGUAAUCAGAUUCGAAGAUGUAACAACCUCGGGUGUUACUAAGAUCAAGUUCCUUACGGAUGGAGUGUUGCUGAGGGAAAUGAUGGAUGAUCCUCUUCUGUCCAAAUACAGUGUCAUUAUGGUAGAUGAAGCACAUGAACGGUCUAUUUCAACUGAUAUUGUGCUCGGUCUCUUAAAGAAGAUUCAGAGGCGUAGGCCUGAACUACGUUUAAUUAUCUCAUCUGCAACUAUUGAAGCAAAAUCCAUCGCAUCUUUCUUCAGAGUCAGUAAGAAGUGUCGAGAAGGAACUGGCGACGGACUUGGCCCUAAGACAGAACCUGCCAUUAUUUCAGUUGAGGGAAGAGGCUUUACUGUGGAAGUCAACUAUGUUCAGGAGCCUGUUGCAGACUAUCUUCAAGCUGCUGUUUCAACUGUUCAGUUGAUUCACAAACAGCAACCAAUUGGUGAUAUUCUUGUAUUUCUUACGGGUCAAGAUGAUAUAGAUGCUGCUGUUCAGCUGCUUAAUGAAGAAGCUCAGAGUUCUGACAGAAACACUGGAGAAUUGCUUGUUCUGCCUUUGUACUCUGGACUUUCACGUGCAGAGCAGGACUUAAUCUUUUCCCCUACUCCUAGAGGGAAAAGGAAGGUAAUCAUAUCAACAAAUAUUGCUGAGACAUCAUUGACCUUGGAGGGGGUAGUCUAUGUUGUAGAUAGUGGUUUCUCGAAACAGAGAUUUUAUGAUCCGAUAUCAGACAUUGAGAAUUUGGUGGUGGCACCCAUAUCAAAGGCUUCUGCAAGACAAAGGGCAGGUAGGGCUGGAAGAGUGAGACCUGGGAAGUGUUACAGGCUAUACACGGAGGAGUACUAUGUUAAUGAAAUGCCAGCCGAGGGGAUUCCUGAGAUACAGAGGUCAAACCUUGUCUCUUGCGUUAUACAAUUAAAGGCUCUAGGAAUUGAUAAGAUUCUGGGAUUUGAUUGGCCUGCAUCACCGUCACCAGAAGCUAUGAUUAGAGCUCUUGAAGUAUUGUACUCUUUAGGUGUUCUUGAUGAUGAUGCCAAGCUCACUUCACCUACUGGCUUCCAACUUGCUGAGAUUCCACUGGAUCCUAUGCUCUCAAAAGCUAUACUUGCAUCUAGUGAAUUAGGGUGUUCAGAGGAGAUGCUUACUAUAGGGGCGGUUCUUUCUGUACAGUCAAUCUGGAUCUCUGUCAAAGGAGCAAAAAAGCAGCUGGAUGAAGCCAAGCUCCGUUUUGCUGCUGCUGAGGGUGACCAUGUAACUUUUCUAAAUGUAUACAAAGGAUUUCUGCAGUCUGGUAAAUCAUCAAAAUGGUGUCAUAAGAACUUUAUAAACUAUCAUGCUAUGAAAAAAGUUCUUGAGACUAGGGAACAACUCAAAAGAACAGCAAAACGGCUAGGCAUAGUCUUAAAAUCUUGUGACAGAGACAUACAGGAUGUAAGGAAGGCAAUAACUGCUGGAUUUUUUGCCAAUGCUUGUCAGUUGGAACCAUACAGCCAUGAAGGGAAAUACAAGACCAUCAGGACUUCUCAGGAUGUUUAUAUCCACCCUUCAUCUGUUUUGUUCAGAGUAAACCCAAAGUGGGUUGUAUACCAUUCUCUUGUCUCAACUGAUCGCCGAUACAUGCGUAAUGUCGUGACAAUAGAUCCUUCAUGGUUAGUCGAGGCUGCUCCACAUUAUUAUCAGUACCAAGGGCCUGGUCCAAUUGGUACUUUGACUAGGUAGUGCAUAUUAGAGAUAUUAUACUUGGUGAUCCCCAUGAUUAGCAUUGGGAUGGUAUAUUUUCCGCAAGUGUAAGUGCAGGUAUAUUGCAUUUAGAUGAGAAACUCUUUGUAGAUUUUCUCCAACCUGGAUACAGACGGUGAGAAUUGCGGUCGAGGGACAGAAAAUUUGUAGGGGGUUGAAGAGGAGAUCUGCUGAUGAAUGUUUCUAAUCUUGUAUCAGAAGAAAGUAGCACUGUAAAGUCUGUAAACCCCCUUUGCUGGGAGAGAAAGAAAAAGGAAAUUCUUACAGAAUGAGAGGAGACAAUUGUUUUGAAUGGCUUUUUCUUUGUGGUUUUUUUUUGUGCGUGAUCUGAAUACAUUUUCCAAACAGAUGUUAGAAUGGAAAUUAAUUAUCAAAUUACGUUUUGUCUGAGGUCAUUAAGAAUGGUUUUCUUCACCUGAA